Molecule: messenger RNA, 1671 nt
Organism: Homarus americanus (American lobster)
Lineage: Eukaryota; Metazoa; Arthropoda; Malacostraca; Decapoda; Nephropidae
Product: mucin-12-like
Exons: 2
Coding region: 1-1671 (556 amino acids)
Source: RefSeq, a predicted model, not a curated record
AUGUCUACACCGUACCACCCCACCCUACACACCUGCACUGUCCCCCAGCCCACCCUAUACACAACUGCACUGUCCCACACUAUAUACAAUCUGCACUGUCCCAGCCCAUCAUUCUGCACAAUCUGCACCGUCCCAGCUCCACUGGCCUGGUACAACCUGGGCACCGUCCCAUCACUGGCCUGCACAACUGCACCGUCCCAUCUACUGCCUGCACACCCGCACCGUCCCAUCAUGCCAGCACAAAUCUGCACCGUCCCAGCCCACUGCUCAGCACAACCACACUGUCCCCCACCGUCUGCACAACUACACCGUCCCAGCCACUGCUCCCACAACAGCACCGUCCAAACACUGUUCCACAACUGCACCGUCCCCACCACUGCCAGCACACCUGCACUGUCCCAGCACUGCCUGCACAAUCUGCACCGUCCCCAGUCACAGCCACACCCGCACCGUCCCACACUGUCCCACAACUGCAACCGUCCCAGUCACUGCCGCAAAACCGCACCGUCCCAGUCACUGCCCCACAACCGCACCGUCCCAGUCACUGCUCUGCACAAUCUGCACCGUCCCUGGGCUCCACCGUCUGUAUCAUCUGCACCAGUCUCCAGUCACCUUGCACAAUCUGCACCCCCAGCCCAUUCCUGCACAAUCCACCUCCCCCAGUCACUAUCACAAUCUGCACCGUACUUCCCAUCACUGUUUAGCACAACCUGCAAUCCCAUCACUGUCGCACAUGCACUGUCCCAUUGCCUGUACCUGCACCGUCUCCCAGCCCAUUCCCUGUCUCUAACAUUGCUCUGUACACCUGUACUGGUCCUAGUCAUUGUUUGUACACCUGCACUGGGGUCCCCAGUCACUGGUUUGCAUAAUCUGCACCGGGUCCCCUCGUCACUGCUCUCACACCUGCACCGUCCCAAUACUGCUAGCACAUCUGCACCGUCCCCAGUCACCACAGCACACCUGCACCGGUCCCAGCUCCACAGUUCUACAACCCGCACCGUCCCAGUCACCAGUCGCACAACCUGCACCGUCCCAGUCACUGGCCUGCACAACCAGCACCGUCCCCAGCCCACCGUCUGCACAACCGCACCGUCCCAGCCCACCGUCUGCACAUCUGCACCGUCCCCAGUCACCGUCUGCGCCAUCUGCACCGUCCCUGGUCACUGUUCCUGCAACUGCACCGUCCCCACUGUUGAAGUACAAUCUGCACCGUCUCAGUCUGCCGUUCACACCUGCACCGUCUCCGUCACUGCUAGGCACACCUGCACCGGGUCCCAGUCACUGCUCCCCACACCCGCAACGUCCACAGCCCGCUGGCUCCAGCACCCGCACCGUCCCCAGUCAACACCUGCACACCUGCACCGUCCCAAUCAAUGGCUCCACAACUUGCACCGUCCCCAAAUCACCGUCUGCACAACUGCCACCCCAUCCCUGGGUCACUGUUCCAAGCAACCAAGCAACCGUCCCCAGCCUGUUCAGACAACUGCACCGUCCCAGCUCCACUGCCCACACCCUCAACGUCCCCAUCUACCGUCUGCACAAUCUCACCGUCCCAGCUCACCGUCUGCACAACUGCACCGUCCCCACUACCGUCUUACACACCUCCACCGUCCUCUGCCUGUACAACUGCACCGUCCCCAGCCACUGUUGCUACACCUGUACUCUCUCUAG